GGAAUUCAUCAGAUGACGGGAAGUCCAUUAAAUCAAUGCCAUUACUGGGAGUUCCCUUUUCUGUCAAAGAAUGCAUUGCACUUAAAGACAUGUCUUUCACGGCCGGCCUAUACUCACGAAAGGGUACAAAAGCGGAACAGGACUCUCAGGUAAUCCUCAACCUGCGGGAUGCCGGCGCUAUACCCAUAGGUGUAACAAAUAUACCGGAAUUCCUACUUUGGUGGGACUCCUACAAUAAAAUCUACGGCCGAACUAACAAUCCGUACGACAAGUCCAGGAUAUCGGGCGGUAGUUCCGGUGGUGAGGCGGCGCUCAUAGCGGCAGCCGGUAGUGUGAUUGGCAUCGGCACAGACUUAGGCGGUUCCAUCAGAAUCCCGGCCUAUUUUUGUGGCAUUUUUGGUCACAAACCGACCACAGAUAUCGUUCCCAUAACGCAAGUAUUUCCCGAAGUGGGUCAUCCGGAUCGCGAGAAAUACCUACUAUUGGGACCGUUAUGUCGGUACGCGUCAGACUUGAGACCAAUGUUGAAGGCGUGCGCCGGAAAAGACAUCCCAAACAUCGACAAAGAGCUCGACUUAAAGCAAUUGAAAGUGUUUUAUAUGGAGACAGACUGCGAUCCAUUGAAAACAGCCGUUUCCCCGCAUAUUACACAAGCGAUGCAUAGAGUGGUGGAGUUCUUGGACUCCAAGACAGUUAAUCCGUCAGAAAAAGUGUUUUUGCCAAAAAUGAAGAGCGCGUUAUGGAUAUGGGUGUGCACUCUGGCCAAUGUCGAGGCCCCAUACCUGGCCCACGAGCUCACCGAGAGAACGGGUCGAGUGAACGGGUGGUCGGAGUUAAGCAAAUGGUUUGUCGGGAGGUCUAAGUUCCGGAUCAGCACUUCAGUCAAUGUUAUUCUCUAUAACCUAUUGAAUCCAAACAAGAAUCGC
Molecule: messenger RNA, 926 nt
Organism: Oppiella nova
Lineage: Eukaryota; Metazoa; Arthropoda; Arachnida; Sarcoptiformes; Oppiidae
Source: the annotation of a GenBank genome assembly